Messenger RNA from Cicer arietinum (chickpea), 1742 nucleotides. RefSeq names its product lysine histidine transporter 1-like. The record is from RefSeq and is a predicted model, not a curated record. Lineage: Eukaryota; Viridiplantae; Streptophyta; Magnoliopsida; Fabales; Fabaceae.
GAGAGAGUAUCAUUUAUUGAUUUGAAUAUUUUUCUAACCAAACCAAAACAUUGUUCUCUGUUUUGUACUCUCUGUUUCCUCUGUUCAUCACUUUCAAAAAAUCUUCUUCAAUUAUGGCAAGUUUGGAAACUGAAUCACUAAAUGGUCAUCACAACUCUAGUGUUGAUCAAAAAGCUAUACAAGAAAAAUUAGAGAGGGAGAAGAGAAUUGAUGAGUGGCUUCCAAUUACUUCAAAAAGGAAUGCAAAAUGGUGGUACUCAGCUUUUCACAAUAUCACUGCCAUGGUUGGUGCUGGUGUUCUUGGUCUUCCCCAUGCCAUGUCACAACUUGGAUGGGGUCCAGGUGUAACCAUACUUAUCCUUUCAUGGAUCAUAACAUUAUAUACCCUUUGGCAAAUGGUUGAGAUGCAUGAAAUGGUUCCAGGAAAACGUUUUGAUAGGUAUCAUGAAUUGGGACAACAUGCAUUUGGUAAAAAACUAGGUCUUUAUAUUGUGGUGCCUCAACAACUUGUGGUAGAAAUUGGUGUCAACAUUGUCUAUAUGGUCACUGGAGGAACAUCAUUGAAAAAGUUUCAUGAUACAGUGUGUCCAAAUUGCAAAAAUAUCAAAUUGACCUUUUUCAUUAUGAUAUUUGCAUCUGUUCACUUUGUGUUGUCUCAUCUCCCAGAUUUCAACUCAAUUUCUGGUGUCUCAUUGGCUGCAGCAAUUAUGUCCUUCAGUUAUUCUACAAUAUCUUGGGCUGCAAGUAUAGAUAAAGGAGUACAAAAAGAUGUAGAAUAUGGAUACAAGCCACAUAGCACUGCAGGAACAGUGUUUGAAUUCUUUAAUGCACUUGGAACUAUUGCUUUUGCAUAUGCUGGACACAAUGUGGUACUUGAAAUCCAAGCAACAAUUCCAUCUACACCUCAAAAACCAUCAAAGGUUCCUAUGUGGAGAGGUGUUGUUGUUGCAUACAUUGUUGUUGCUUUGUGCUACUUCCCUGUUGCUCUUAUUGGUUAUUGGAUGUUUGGAAAUAAUGUUGAUAGUGACAUCCUCAUCUCUCUAAAGAAACCAACUUGGCUUAUUGCAAUGGCUAAUCUUUUUGUUGUUAUUCAUGUAAUUGGAAGCUAUCAGAUUUAUGCAAUGCCAGUGUUUGACAUGAUUGAAACAUUAUUAGUGAAGAAAUUGAAAUUUGAACCAAGUAAAAUGCUUCGAUUUAUUGUGCGUAAUGUGUAUGUAGCAUUGACAAUGUUCAUUGCUAUUACAUUCCCCUUUUUCGAUGGCCUUCUAGGAUUUUUUGGAGGGUUUGCUUUUGCUCCAACAACAUACUUUCUUCCAUGUAUCAUGUGGCUUUCGAUCUACAAACCGAAAAAAUUUGGCUUGUCAUGGUGGUGUAAUUGGAUAUGCAUUGCUCUUGGCCUAUGUUUAAUGAUUUUAUCACCUAUCGGAGGCUUAAGGACAAUCAUCAUUCAAGCUAAGACAUACAAGUUUUACUCAUAAACUCCUCCCCUAUUAUUAAUGGAAGUAUUCAUAAAUAUAAGAAAUUGUAUCAAUUGUAGUAGUUGUUUGACACUACAAACAUAUACAAAAUUUAAUUUAUAUAUAUUGUUAGUAUAAAAUUAUUUUACUUUACACGAAUAUUCAAUUAGAUUAUUAGAGAUAUUUUAGAAAUUAAUAACACAAAAUCAAAUCAUGAUAUGAUUUAAGUGGAUUCAGAUGUAAACAACAAAGUAUUUUCAGAUGUAAACAAAAUAUUUUCUUGUA